Molecule: messenger RNA, 2682 nt
Organism: Phycomyces blakesleeanus NRRL 1555(-)
Lineage: Eukaryota; Fungi; Mucoromycota; Mucoromycetes; Mucorales; Phycomycetaceae
Exons: 7
Coding region: 1-2682 (893 amino acids)
Biological process (GO): proteolysis
Cellular component (GO): cytosol
Molecular function (GO): tripeptidyl-peptidase activity; serine-type endopeptidase activity
Source: RefSeq, a predicted model, not a curated record
AUGCGCCUAUUUACUGUUUUUCUUGUUUUACUUAUUGGAGUGUAUCUUCCAUAUAUUCAAGCUUCAUCUAUUAUACCAGGCGCAUAUAUUGUCGAAUAUAAUGAUGUUCAUGAAUAUCACGGACAUAAUGCUCUGAUGGCAUCUCUUGACAAUGUUCGAGACUUAUUUCGAGUACGCCAUACCUAUUCAAGUUCACUAUUUCGAGGCAUGUCCUUCCGUAUCAACGACGAAAAACCAAGAGCACAUUCUGCUAAUCCGGCUAGUUUGUUGAUUUCGCCACGGCACCCAGUUCUAGCACAAAUGCUCGGAAGUCCUGAAGUAAAGCGAAUUUACCCAGUGUAUCGCAUCCCACGUCCACAAUGGACAUCUAAAAGUGAUGGUCAUCCUUACGAUAAUGGGUUAUCUCAAGUGAAUGAUGUACACAAAAAACUGAAUCUUACGGGAAAAGGGAUUACAAUUGGAAUACUUGAUUCUGGUGUGGAUUACAACCAUCCAGCACUUGGUGGCGGGUUUGGUCAAGGGUAUAAAUUUAAAUAUGGUUACAAUCUGGUUGAUCCAGCCGAAGAUGACACUAGUGCUGGCAGACAUUUACCGGAGGAUGACCCAUUCGAUCCAUGCUCAGGAGGAGAGACUGGACACGGUACUCAUGUCAGUGGUAUUAUAGGGGGAUUUGCUCCAGAACUAGUAAGGAUUGGAAAAGAAGCUUUGGUUGUAUUAUUCGGUCAGUUUGCUUAUAUUUCUCUUCAGAAUUUUUCGGGGAUCGCACCUGAUGCCACAUUUGGCAUGUGGCGAAUCUUUGGCUGUUAUAGUGGUGCAAGCGAAGAUACAGUUAUAAAGGCUCUAGAAAUGGCAUAUGAAGCAGGAUGCGAUAUAAUUAACCUUAGCCUUGGUGUUGAAAAUGCAUGGCCAGAAGAUGCAAUGGCAGUAGUUGCUGAUCGUCUUACAGAAAAAGGCGUCAUUGUUGUUGGUGUUGCUGGAAACCAAGGAAAUCAGGGUGUAUUUAUGCAAAAUACACCAGGAUCUGGAAAAAAUUCAAUAUCAGUGGCCUCUGUUGAUAAUGCAUUCUCCACGGGAAAAGUAUUAACUGUCGAUGCUCUACACAAUCGUUCUUAUCCAUACCAAUUGUCUGUAUCUACUAGAACUUUUCCUAGUGGCGUUUUAACAACUAUAAUAGAUGGGGAAGAAGCUUUAACUGGUUGUGAGCUCAGUAAAUUAUCAAAUAAAAAGGUCAAGGGCAAAAUCCUUCUCGUCGUACGUGGAGAAUGCACAUUUGAGAAAAAGGUCGAAGUAGCACGUUCGGCUGGAGCUAUUGGUGUACUAUUCUAUGAUACAGAGUCUGACAUUCCUGUAUCAUCUCAAACAAGCAAAGGGUCGCUUCCAUGCGCAGGAAUAUCAUCUUCUCUGGGGAGUGAAUUGGUCGAUCUUUUUAUAAAGGACUCCAAUACUUCGUCUGUGGUUGUUUCCUUCCCAGAUCAGCCAAAGGAUUUGAGGAAAGAUACGGCUGGUCAAGUAUCAGCAUUUUCCAGCGUAGGGCCAACAUACGAACUCGACUUGAAGCCUGGUGUUUCAGGCAUCGGUGGAGAUGUCUAUUCAACUCUUCCUCUUAAUCAGAAUGGCGGGUGGGGUGUUCGAUCGGGUACAUCUAUGGCCGCACCGCAUGUCGCUGGUGUCACUGCACUUCUGCUUCAGGCAUACAGAACUGAGCAUACAAAUACUAGCCCUAUAUACAUCUUGGAACAGCUUCAGAAUCAUGCUAGACUUGCCACCUUCCAAGGUGCCCCGGAUCACCCACUUCGGCAAGGUGCUGGACUUGUUCAACCAUAUACUUCUCUGAAGAAUCCGAUACAUAUUUCACCUGCACAGAUAAGCUUCAACGACACUGCCAGUUUAACGGAGUACAAGUCUUAUACACUGUCAGUGACCAAUCAUGGAAAAAGGCCACUAUGUUUGACUAUUGAAAAUAUUCCAUCCAAAUCAAUCAAGCCCUAUGGAAGUGGUUUUGGAUAUGUUCCCGUAGAACCUAUUCAGAGAGGCGAUAUCGAAGUGACCCUUGUAUUCUCCCCGUCGCAUGAUAUCACAGUCUCUCCGGGACAAACAGUAUCUAUAGAGACAUCCGUCGAACUGCCAAAUCCUGAAGAGUACCACUAUCCUAUCUACGGUGGGUUUAUUUCUCUAGUCGAUUCCACUACUAAGGAAGCGCUUGGAACCGUUCCAUACUUUGGUGUAAUUGGAAAAAUGGCAGAACUACCGAUUUUUGAUGAAGGAUAUCCUUUUCUUAUUGCCACUGACAACGCCUCGACUAUAUAUUCUUCUUCUGAUACAUUCAUACUCAAUACCCAAUCAGACUCAUUUCCCAUGGUUGUGUGCCGCCUUUUGACAGCCUCCCCCCGAGUAGAUAUUGAGAUAGUCAAUGAAAAAGGCAUCUCUCUAGGAACCAUAGAAGAAGGGCCUAAUGUAUACUGGGAAAGAAAUACUUUAGGCACUGAUAAUCGUGUGCGGACAGUCACUUGGAAUGGUAAAGUUGUAGCAAGCAAAAUUAAGCCUGGGGAUACAAUAUAUCCUUUUACAGUUUCAAAAGGUACAUACUUUUUACGGAUCCGUGCACUCAAAUUACUGGGAGAUCCGACUUCAGAUUAUGACUGGGAGAGAUGGUUCUCAGGACCUAUCCGUGUAGAGAGUUAA